AAAAAAGGGUAAAAAGGUAAUAUAUUUUAGGGCUUAAAACAGGUAUUUUUUCCAAGAUGAAAGCUAUGAGUAAACUUAAACCAGAAAAUUGGCUAGUUUUAAAUCUACAGAAUGAACAAUGGAGCUUUUGUUUUAGCCACAUGAUGUCGCUGUCCACCAUAGAGUGUUCUCUAGGAAGAAAAAUACCCAGAGCCCCUUUGUUACUUCAGAGAAGCGGAAGAAUAAGAGAAGCAGCAGGAUUUUAACAGAGACUAGAAUGUUUAAUUUUUUUGCAAAACGUGCUCCUCUAAUUUGAUCCAAUUGUUGAGGAUUGAUAAUGGCGUCUUCUAUCAGACGGGGCCGAGAGGCCUGGACAUGGCUGCUCUCGCUUCUGCUCCUCGCAGCCUGGGAGGUGGGGAGCCGCCAGCUCCGCUACUCCGUCUCUGAGGAGGCCAAACACGGCACCUUCGUGGGCCGCAUCGCGCAGGACCUGGGGCUGGAGCUGGCGGAGCUGGUGCCGCGCCUGUUCCGGGUGGCGUCCAAAACACACGGAGACCUUCUGGAGGUAAAUCUGCAGAAUGGCAUUUUGUUUGUGAAUUCUCGGAUCGACCGCGAGGAGCUGUGUGGGCGGAGCGCGGAAUGUAGCAUCCACCUAGAGGUAAUCGUGGACAGGCCGCUGCAGGUUUUCCAUGUGGACGUGGAAGUGAAGGACAUUAACGACAACCCGCCAGUAUUUCCAAUGACAGUAAAGACUAUCCGGUUUCCCGAAUCGAGGCUGCUUAAUUCUCGGUUUCCUCUAGAGGGAGCAUCUGAUGCAGAUAUAGGAGUAAAUGCUCUUCUCUCCUACAAGCUCAGCUCCAGUGAGUUUUUCUUCCUAGAUGUACAGACAAAUGAUGAACUAAGCGAAUCUUUGUCUCUCGUGCUGGGGAAAUCGCUGGACAGAGAGGAAACUGCUGAGGUUAAUUUGUUACUGGUGGCUACUGAUGGGGGCAAACCUGAGCUCACCGGCACCGUUCAAAUACUUAUUAAGGUAUUAGAUGUAAAUGACAAUGAACCAACUUUUCCCCAAUCAGUUUACAAAGUAAAAUUGUUAGAGAAUACUGCAAAUGGGACCUUAGUGGUUAAAUUAAACGCUUCUGAUGCAGAUGAAGGAUCAAACAGCGAGAUUGUGUAUUCACUUGGUAGUGAUGUGUUCUCCACUAUACAGACUAAGUUUACCAUAGAUCCCAGCUCAGGGGAAAUCAGAACUAUGGGAAAAUUAGAUUAUGAAGAAGCAAAAUCCUACGAGAUUCAGGUCACUGCAACUGACAAAGGAACCCCUUCAAUGUCAGGACAUUGUAAAAUUUCAUUAAAACUUGUGGACAUCAAUGAUAACACACCAGAAGUCUCAAUAACGUCUCUCUCACUUCCCAUCUCAGAGAACGCUUCCCUGGGCACGGUCAUUGCUCUCAUCACGGUGUCGGAUCGCGACUCUGGUACUAAUGGACAUGUCACCUGCUCCCUGACGCCCCACGUCCCCUUCAAGCUGGUGCCCACCUUCAAGAAUUACUACUCGUUGGUGCUGGACAACUCCCUGGACCGCGAGAGCGUGUCAGCCUAUGAACUGGUGGUGACCGCACGGGACGGGGGCUCGCCUUCACUGUGGGCCACCGCCAGCUUAUCUGUCCAGGUGGCCGACGUGAACGACAACGCGCCGACGUUCACACAGCCUGAGUACACAGUGUUCGUGAAGGAGAACAACCCUCCGGGCUGCCACAUCUUCACGGUGUCAGCGUGGGAUGUGGACGCGCAGGAGAACGCGCUGGUGUCCUACUCGCUGGUGGAGCGGCGGGUGGGCGAGCGCGCGCUGUCGAGCUACGUGUCGGUGCACGCGGAGAGCGGCAAGGUGUACGCGCUGCAGCCGCUGGACCGCGAGGAACUGGAGCUGCUGCAGUUCCAGGUGAGCGCGCGGGAUGCGGGCGUGCCGUCUCUGAGCAGCAACGUGACUCUACAGGUGUUCGUGCUGGACGAGAACGAUAACGCGCCGGCACUGUUGGCGCCUAGGGCUGGCACCGCUGCUGGCGCGGUGAGUGAGCUGGUGCCGUGGUCGGUGGGUGCAGGGUACGUGGUGGCGAAGGUGCGUGCAGUGGACGCGGACUCAGGCUACAACGCCUGGCUUUCGUACGAGCUACAGCUGGGUACUGGCAGCGCUCGCAUCCCGUUCCGCGUGGGGCUGUACACGGGCGAGAUCAGCACGACACGUGCCCUCGACGAGACAGACUCGCCUCGCCACCGCCUACUUGUGAUGGUGAAGGACCACGGAGAGCCGACGUUGACGGCCACGGCCACCGUGCUGGUGUCGUUGGUGGAAAGUGGCCAGGCACCCAAAGCCUCGUCGCGGGCGUGGGUGGGCGCCGCGGGCUCAGAGGCUACGCUGGUGGAUGUCAACGUGUACUUGAUCAUCGCCAUCUGCGCGGUAUCCAGCCUGUUGGUGCUCACGGUGCUGCUGUACACGGCGCUGCGGUGCUCGAUGCCGCCCACUGAGGGUGCUCGUGUGCCAGGAAAGCCCACGCUGGUGUGCUCCAGCGCCGUGGGGAGCUGGUCUUACUCGCAGCAGAGGCGGCAGAGGGUGUGCUCUGGGGAGGACCCGCCCAAGACGGACCUCAUGGCCUUCAGCCCUAGCUUAUCUCAAGGUCCAGACUCCACAGAAGAGAGACAGCUCUCAGAAUCAGAAUACGUAGGAAAGGUGAGUCUUUUAAUUUUUCUUGCCAAUUCUAAAACUAUUCUUUUUAAAAAUUCUAUAUGAUUUCUACUAGUUAUUUAGAUUCAUAGUUCUUCAUUUAUUUUAUAUCAUCCUACUGUGC
Messenger RNA from Mandrillus leucophaeus (drill), 2822 nucleotides. Its product is annotated as protocadherin alpha-2. Gene Ontology annotation, cellular component: plasma membrane. The transcript has a single exon. The record is from RefSeq and is a predicted model, not a curated record. Gene Ontology annotation, biological process: homophilic cell-cell adhesion. Gene Ontology annotation, molecular function: calcium ion binding. NCBI's taxonomy places the organism in Eukaryota, Metazoa, Chordata, Mammalia, Primates, Cercopithecidae. Bases 317 to 2764 code for a protein of 815 amino acids.